AUGUCAUUGGUUAGCGAAUUGGAUGAAAUCGCGAAGCGUUAUUCAAAUGCAGUUGAAAAAUCUAAUAAAAUAGAAAAUGAUUUAAAAAAAUUCGGGAAACAAUUAGAAAGAAUCAAAUCUUAUUCAAAUCGUGGCAGUCGUGAUUCAGCUUCGAAAUUUACUAACUCAAUCUUCGUUGCACCGAAAAAUAAAUACAGUUCAGAAAAUGAGAAAGAAAUCAAGCAGAAUUAUCGUGGCUCCUUAUCCGCAAAGUGUGGCAGAAGUCUUUUAUUUGCAUCUAAAAAUAAGCGAUUGCAUAGACAAAAAAUCAAAAAUCGACCAAAGUCAGUUCUUUAUCCUGGUGCUCUUCAAUAUGUUCGCAGAAAAGCAAGGAGAUAUCAGGCUACAUUUAAACCUAAGCAAAAAAUUGUUACUCUUGCUGGAAAUAUUGCGAAACAGAAAGAGUCAUACGUAAAAUCGACAGCGAAAUCGCAAAAUACAAUAUCUGCUGCAUUGGUCAAGUCAGAGCAUUUUCUGCCGUUUGAUAAUCACAAUGAAUUCGGUAUUACUGAGUACAUUCAUAAGAUUGGAUUAAGAUUUCCAUUUGGUAUUCGUGGAAAAAAUAAGGAAAGUUACUGUAUUGAAAAAAAUGCAUCAGUUCCUAUAAAUUUGGAAGGUAAUCAGCUGGAGAAUUCGCGUUGGUCGAAAGUUGAAAGGAAUAUUUCACGAAAAAUUGAACAAAUCCGUGCUUCACCCAGUUAUAAAAAAUGUAUGUACAACAAUGAUAAGAUGAUGGUUGGCACUUCUCAUUUUCAGUGUUUUGCAGACGAUGAAAAAAAUUCGUCUAUAGGGGAAGUAAAGAAAUUUGAGGAUUCGACAAAUAUUGGUGUUAGUGUUACCAAUUCUUUUAAAAAACUUGAUGAGCUUUCAAAUGAUGUGGAUCGUGCAACGAAGUUUUUGGAUGCAUCAUUCUCAUGUCGUACUGCUUUAAUAUCUGCAGAUGUGGCUUAUGGCAAAACAAAGUGUUUUAUCAGUAAACUCUCACAGUAUUCUAACAAGGAUUAUAGUCCUUCUGAAAAGAUUGGUGGUGCUUUUCGUGGAAGUUUAUUUGGUGGACGAUUGUCUGCUCAUCAGUCCUUCGGUGAGCGCAUUGAUAAUAUGCGAGAACAUGUGAAGGAAACUAGGGAUUUCAUUCGCAGUAUUAACAUAUCUGAUGAAUUAUUGAAUAAGUCACAGUCACAGUUUAUUUUAAAUAAUGAAAAAAAUCUCUCGAAAGAUGAUCAAGUGAUUACAGGUGAAAGCAUGUUAAAUAAAUCAACUGGUACAUGGGAAAUUAGCGAUUUAAAUAUUCAUUCUCCACAAUCGUUUGUUAAACACACUGGUGAUUUGGGAGAAUGCGUAAGUUUUAUUCGAUCUGCUACCAUUUCUGAUAGAUUGAAUAAAACGCAAUAUGACGAAAAUGAAAAAAAUCGAGAACUGAUUAGGGAUCAGAAUAAAUCCCUUAAAGAAGCUAGUUCGGAAGCCAGCGAUUUAGAUGUUCAUUCGCAUCAGUCGUUCGAUGAACGUUGUAAUAUGGAAGAAAAACAAAUUGAUAAUUUUAUACGAUCUGUUAAUAUUUCUGGUGAUGUACUAAAUGCAUCUCAGUCUUCCUAUGUUAGAGAUGAAAAAAACCUUUCAAAAAACCAUCAAAAAUUCAUAAAUCAGAACGAACAUCAUAGUUCAUCCAAAUUUUCGGAAGGCAACAAAUUUGAAAAAUAUUUUAUUGAAGAAAAAUUUUCCGGUGCAAAAAAUUUUACUACUUUGCUCCCUAAGGUACAGAUUCAGUUAAGAAAUACUCUAGGCAAAACGGAGGGAAGUGGCAAAGAUAUUCAUGUUGUGGAUUCCACUUCUUUGAUGGAGUGGAAAAAUGAAGUGCCUUCAUUAGAAAUUGAUGAGAACGUUGACCUAGAUAUUAAUUCGGUUGCUUCAGCGAGGAAGGAAAGCUGUUCGAGAACCAGUCUUAAGCAUUUCGAAAAGGGGAUGCAAUUUAAAUCGUCUGGUGAUCAAGAUUCUAUCAUAGAUAUUGCAGAUGUUCGUGUCAGCCCCAUUUUUCAGAUCAUUACAGGCAGCGGCCAAUCAUCAUGUGAGGAAUUAAAAAUACUGAAUUAUAAGAAAAUACAUAAAGCUGAGAAAUUAGAGCGCCAGAGACUUCUCGCGGGAACCAUAGAUAUUUUGAGACAAUAUUAUUGUGAUGUUAUUGUUUAUUUCUAUGCUUUAAGGAAGGCAUUAGUGAAUGCAGGUAGGCCUGAAGACGCAGAGAAAGCUCGCAGGGAAGGUGAAGAGAUUGAACAUGAAGAAUUUCGUCGUGGAAAUAUGCAUGAAACUAAAAAGCUUCUUUCACUUUGUAUGAAAAUACGACGGAUGUAUUAUUUACUAACUGGCAAAAACAAUACGAAAUUACUUGAAAGUAUCAAGCGCUGCAAGUAUAAAAAGCGACCGGUAUUGACAGAAGUGAAGGAGAGGCAGCAAUUAGCGGAAUUUUUAGAAAAGAUGGAUAGAAAGUUGAAGAAUCGUUACUCAGAUAUCGGAGUUCAAUGUAGUGGUACUUCGAGGUCAUUUCCCUUGCAAGAACAAUCAUCGAAAAUUAUUAAAGGAAUGGACGUUAAAGACGAUGUUGAUUCAUCUGAUACUAUUUCUCGAGGAAACAUCAAAACAUUAAAAAUGAGACUACAGGAAAAGCGCAAGAAGGCUGCUGAACUUCGUGAAACUAUCGAUAAAAGAACUCGCGAACUUUCAUUCAAUGAAGAACAGUCAAUCAUCGCUCAGAUUGCUGCGCAUGAACAAUAUAUUACAGAAACUGCGGCCGACAUUUUCAGGCUAAAUAAAUUAGAUCGAAAUGAAGAUUAUGACAUCAUAAACCAAUCGAUCGGUGUGGAUAAUUUGUCAGUCUUGUCAGUGGAUGUUUCCGUCAAUGAUGAGCAAGUUCCAUUUGUGGAAUUUGAUUCUUCAGUCAUACCGCAAAAAGUAUUAACACCAACUUUGCCACCUGUAGAUACUGCUGCAGAUUUUGGAAUUACAGAAAUAUUUCUUACAAAUUCUGUUGGAGAAAAAACAUUAGAUCUUGUUCAGAGAAAUUCUCAUUACGUGGAUACUUCGCAGAAUCGCUCGAAUUGUGAUUUACUUAAUCAGUCGAACAUAAAUAAAUUUAAAAGCGAUAUUGAACCAGAACAUGAUGUUCGAACGAUAUCUGAAAUAUCUUCUUCUGUGAUAGCUUCAUAUGCUGCAAGUGUUUCUUCUGGCAAUGCGACUUUCGAUUCCGAGAAGUAUUCGGCUCCAAAAGCAAAUUCAUCUGGCUCAGCCAUUGGAACAGCGGAUGCUGUUCAUCCUUCUUUCCUGGAAGUAGAACAAAAUAAUAUAACCGACUUGAUAGAGAACGAAAAAUCAAAAAAAACAAUAGCUUUUAUUGCUUGUGUGGGUGAAAGUGAAUUUGCCAACGAUAUUGUUGAUAAUAAAUCUGGUGCAUCAAGGAGCCUCAAGGAUAAUAACUCAAAAAGUUAUAUGAAUGAUAGUAGGAAGAACGAUAAUUGCAGUUUAUCAGAGUAUGAAAGAAGUGAAUCAGGUCGUGAGCCUUAUUUAAGAAAUUUAAUAAAAAGCAAUAAACAAGAAUCAAAAGUGCAGCAAGUAACUGCAGUCAGUGACGUUGGAAACAUUAAUAAUUUAGGUAAUAAUACAUGUUAUGGCGAUGAUGAUGUCAUUUCUUCCAUAUUGCAUGAAUAUCUAUAUUCUGCAGAAGAAUUAUUUGAUCAAAAAAAUGCUAAUAUUGCUGAUUUGAAAGAAAAUGAAGUAUUGGAUAACAAUGAAUCUUUGUUUCAUAAAAGUCCAGCGAAUAACUGCAAUAGUGCAAUUUCAUCGGGAAAUGCUUUAGUUGAUAUUGGUGCAAAAGUGGGAGAAGAAAUGAAAGAUAUUAGUGAAAUCAGUGAAUUGUAUACGUCGAAUAAAUUCUAUCCACUGGAAACUGAAAAAUCGAUGAUAUGGAGUGUGAAUAGCAUGGAACUAAUUGGCAACGAAAAAUCGGCUCGAGAAAUUCAAGGUCAAAAAAAAAGUCAUCCCAGUAUCAUUCCAUAUGAUUCCAUUGAUCCAGAUCCAUUAUUGGGAUCCGUUAUUCAACUUUCCAGUAAUAUAUCUAUGACUCGCUCUUCUUUUCUGGUACAAAAUUCAUCUCAUGGAAAUAUCAACGAUAUAAAUUUACAAAAGAAGUCGCCUAGAUCUGCUAUUCUUAACGAAAAACCGAGGCGGUUUAAAAUAUCAGUUAGUCCUCUUAGUCCUCUUCGUCCAGUUUCUUCUCGUUAUUCGGCGUCGAUGCCAUUGGAUAGUGCGGGAAGUCGUUCAGAAGAUGUGGAAAAAGAGCAAGAUUAUAUUGGUAUUUCGAAAUCGCUGGUUGCAAGAAAUAUUCUUGAUGAUUUGUUAAAUGAAUCGAUUAAUGUUAUGGUUCCAUUCAUACAAGAAGCUUCAUUUAUCAAGGAAGGUGAAAUAACCAAUGAGGAUUUAAAUCGGUUCAGUAAAGUUGAAAAUCGGUCGGAGAAAUUUGAAAAUUUAUGCACUUCUGGUAAACAAAGCUCGGAUUGCUCGCUCAGCAUCAUUUCCUUGGAUGAGAGCUUGGAUUUGAAUAAAAUAUCUAAACCUCAAGAUCUUUUUUGCAUUCCUGGAUUGGAUUUAAGCGAAGUCAGCACAUCUGAACGAAUAUCUUCUUCUUCUCCGUAUCAAAAGGAUAUUGAUAGUAAAGAAAAUUUGUUAAAUAGCGGAUUAUCGUCGUUAACCAAUGCAACUUCGUCAUUCGUCGAUAUCAAACAAGAAAUCAAGGAGUUAAUCACAGUUUUUGCUGCAAAAAUUUGGAAUCUUAUUGAAAAUGAGCAAUCCUUAAUCAUCAAAGUGGAAAAUAAGGAAGAAGAUGAAGAUAACUAUAGACUGGAAUACAGGCAGUUUAUAGCAGAUCUUUGUUGUGAAUUAUCCUCAAAAUUGUUGAAAAAGCCUUUGAAUCGUUUUCUGUUAAAUAGUGACGCUUCUUUUCGUCCAAAAAAUUCUGCUCAGUUGCAUUGUUUACUGGAACGUGAAAUACUUGCGCCACUUUUUGGGGACAAUAAUUCUACCACAAAGAAACGUUGGGAAAUCAUUUCGCGAGGCCAAAAUAAUUUGCUAGAGAAUAUCGUAAUGGAAGAGUUAUACGAUAAUCAAGAUAAAUGGCAGAAUUUCAAAAUUUAUGAGGAAGAAAUAAUCAAUGAAUUAGUGAGUGAACUGUGUUCUGAAAUGCUACAGGAAUCCUGCGACAAUAUUUCUAUUUCUUAA
Molecule: messenger RNA, 5301 nt
Organism: Dracunculus medinensis (Guinea worm)
Lineage: Eukaryota; Metazoa; Nematoda; Chromadorea; Rhabditida; Dracunculidae
Source: the annotation of a GenBank genome assembly